AUGGGGGGAUCGCGGGUGCAGCUAUGGGGACCCGGGACAGGUGGACGUAGGAGCACGGCGGGUCUGGAGGAGUGGGACGCAGGAUACGGGGAGUGCGGACGCGGAAAUAAAGGCGAGAGGGGUACAGACACAGGGCUGCGGAGGAGGUAUGGAAGUGGCCGCAGGGCCCUGAGGGCGGUGCAGGUGGAGGAGUGCCGGUGCCCGCCGGGCUAUCGGGGCCUGUCCUGCCAGGACUGUGCCCCCGGCUACACGCGCACCGGGGGCGGCCUGUACCUGGGGCACUGCGAGCUGUGCGAGUGCAACGGCCACUCCGACAGCUGCCAUCCCGAGAGCGGCCUCUGCUCCGGCUGCCUGCACAACACGGCGGGGGAUUUCUGCGAUCAGUGUGCGCCUGGCUUCUACGGGGAUGCCACCGCUGGCACGCCUGAGGACUGCCAGCCCUGCGCCUGCCCGCUGCUGCACCCGGAGAACCAGUUCUCAAGGACCUGUGAGAGCCUGGGAGGUGGCGGGUAUCGCUGCACCGCCUGUGCGCCAGGAUACACGGGGCAGUACUGCGAGCGGUGUGCUCCAGGCUACACAGGGGACCCCACUGUGCGGGGCCAGACCUGUAUCCCGCUGGGCUCUCCAUCCCUGCUUGCAGUCCGUGUCCACCCACCGCGCACGGCGGUGCCACAGGGCAGUGCGGUCACAUUGCGGUGCCAGGCCAGUGGGGAGCCCCCCCUGUACUACCACUGGUCCCGGGAGGAUGGGCGGCCCCUGCCCAGUAGUGCACAGAGCCGGCGGCAAGGUGAGGAGCUGCACUUUGCCAACAUCCAACCCUCUGAGGCCGGUGUCUAUGUCUGCUCCUGCCGCAACCUGCAGCACAGCAACACCAGCCGUGCCGAGGUCAUCGUCACCGAGACCCCCAGCAAGCCCAUCACCGUCACUGUGGAGGAGAAGAGGGUGCAGAGAGUGAAGCCUGGGGCUGAUGUCACCUUCAUCUGCACAGCUAAGAGCAAGUCCCCUGCCUACACCCUGGUGUGGACACGGCAGAACCACGGGACGCUGCCAUCACGCGCCAUGGAUUUCAACGGCAUCCUCACCAUCCGCAAUGUGCAGCCUGAGGACGCCGGUGUCUACGUAUGCACUGGCUCCAACAUGCUGGACAUGGACGAGGGCACAGCCACGCUCUAUGUCCAGGCCCCUUCAAAGACCCAGAUGUAUUAUGGACCUGUUGAGUUUAUGGAGGGGCACAGACCGGCUGCCACUGCCACCGCCCCCACCGCCAGUGUGGAGCCGGCGCAGCUGAGCGUGGCACUGGGGCAGCCGGCCGAGUUCCGCUGCGUGGCCACCGGCAGCCCUACGCCCACCCUUGAGUGGCUCGGUGCGCUGCCACCACGAGCGGUUGUCCAGGGUGACACACUGCGGUUCAGUGCUGUCGAGCCCUCCGAUGAGGGGCACUACGCAUGCCGCGCACGCAGCAGCGCUGGGCAGGACAUGGCACGGGGUUACCUUCGUGUGCAAGGUGCCGAUGAGCCAAGGGUGCAGGUUAGCCCAGAGCGGACGGAGGUGCAGGAGGGCUCAACAGUGCGGCUGUACUGCCGUGUGUCGGGGUCACCCACUGCCACCAUCUCCUGGGAGAAGCAGGGUGGCACUCUGCCGCCCCAGUCCCGCUCUGAGCGCACUGACAUCGCCACGCUGCUCAUUCCCUCCAUCACUGUCGCUGACGGUGGCAUCUACCUCUGUGUGGGCACCAGUGCUGCCGGCACGGCUCGCGCCAGCAUCGAGGUGGUGGUGGUGCCAGGAGCUGCACCACCUGUGCGCAUUGAAUCCUCAUCACCUUCUGUGACUGAGGGACAGACCCUGGACCUGGACUGUGUGGUGGCAGGAUCCGGCCAUGUCACCGUCACCUGGUACAAGCGCGGUGGCUCCCUGCCUGCAGGCCACCAGGUAUCAGGGUCCCGUCUCCGUGUCCCUCACGUCACCGUGGCUGAUUCAGGCGAGUAUGUGUGCCGGGCGAGCUCGGGGACCAGUGUCCGGGAGGCCUCUGUCAUCGUCACCGUCGUGUCCAGUUCUGGUUUGUCCUAUGGACCACCGGCCUCAGGUGGCCAGGCUCCCGUCAGGAUUGAGGCGUCCUCCUCCGCCGUGGCUGAAGGACAGACCCUGGACCUCAACUGUGUCAUCGCCAGCCCCUCGCAGGCCACUGUCACCUGGUACAAGCGCGGCGGGACCCUGCCAGCCAGGCACCAGGUGUCUGGCUCCCGGCUGCGGCUGCUGCAGGUGACAGCGGACGACUCAGGUGAGUACGUGUGCAGGGUGAGCAGCGGGGCCACCACCAAGGAAGCCAGCGUCAUGGUGACAAUCCAGCCCAGCGGGGCCGGCUCCUACCCCUCAGGCGGCACGACACCGCUGCGCAUCGAGUCCUCAUCCUCCACCGUUACUGAGGGACAGAGCCUGGACCUCAACUGUGUCAUUGCCAACUCUGCACAAGCCACUGUCACCUGGUACAAGCGUGGCGGGUCCCUGCCGGCCAGGCACCAGGUGUCUGGCUCCCGGCUGCGGCUGCUGCAGGUGACAGCGGCCGACUCAGGCGAGUACGUGUGCAGGGUGAGCAGCGGGGCCACCACCAAGGAAGCCAGCGUCAUGGUGACAAUCCAGCCCAGCAGGGCCAGCUCCUACCCCCCAGGUGGCACAACACCGCUGCGCAUUGAGUCCUCAUCCUCCACUGUCACCGAGGGACAGACCCUGGACCUCAACUGCGUCAUCGCCAGCCCUGCACAAGCCACUGUCACCUGGUACAAGCGUGGCGGGUCCCUGCCGGCCAGGCACCAGGUGUCUGGCUCCCGGCUGCGGCUGCUGCAGGUGACAGCGGCCGACUCAGGCGAGUACGUGUGCAGGGUGAGCAGCGGGGCCACCACCAAGGAAGCCAGCGUCAUGGUGACAAUCCAGCCCAGCGGGGCCGGCUCCUACCCCUCUGGUGUCACGCCCCCGGUACGCAUUGAGUCCUCGUCAUCCUCUGUGUCUGAGGGACAGACUCUGGACCUUGACUGCAUUGUAGCCAGCCAGGGCCAGGCCACCGUCACCUGGUACAAGCGUGGUGGGUCUCUGCCAGCCAAGCACCAGGUGUCGGGCACCCGCCUGCGCAUCCCCCAGGUGUCAGCGGGCGAUUCGGGCGAGUACGUGUGCCGGGUGACCACAGGCAGCGUCACACAUGAGACAUCCCUCAUUGUCACCAUCCAGACUGGUGCUGGCUCCUCAUAUGCUGUGGGCGUCACGCCACCUGUGAGGAUUGAGACUUCGUCCGCCUCCGUCACUGAGGGACAGACCCUGGACCUCAACUGCAUGGUGGCCGGGCAGGGCCACCCCCAAGUCACCUGGUACCGGCGUGGCGGGGCUCUGCCCCCCAACAGCCAGGUGUCAGGCACCCACCUGCGCCUCGCCCAGGUGUCAGUGGCUGAUUCGGGCGAGUAUGUGUGCCGGGUCACCCUGGGGACUGCCACACAGGAGGCUUCUGUCAUUGUCACCGUGCCCAGCAGUGCUGGCACCUACUACUCCCCUGGAGCCUCCCAGCCUGUGCACAUCGAGUCCUCGUCCUCUGCCAUCGCCGAGGGACAGACCCUUGACCUCAACUGUGUGGUGACAGGAUCUGGUCCCACUACUGUCACUUGGUACAAGCGUGGUGGCUCCCUGCCUGCCGGCCACCAGGUGUCAGGAACCCGCCUGCGCAUACCUUGGGUGUCGGCGGCCGAUUCGGGCGAAUACGUGUGCCGGGUGACUACGGGAGGUGUCACACAGGAGACGUCCCUCGUUGUCACCAUUGAUGAUGAUGCCGGCCCCUCCCACUCCUCCAGUGUCACGCCGCCUAUCCGCAUUGAGUCCUCAGCAUCCUCCGUCACCGAGGGACAGACCCUGGACCUUGACUGCGUGGUCGCCGACCAGGGCCAGGCCACUUUCACCUGGUACAAGCGUGGCGGGUCCCUCCCAGCCAAGCACCAGAUGUCGGGGUCCCGCCUGAGGCUCUCACAGCUCUCCGUGGCCGACUCAGGCGAGUACGUGUGCCGGGCAGACUUGGGCAGCACCUCCCGUGAGGCCACUGUCGUUGUCACCGUCACCUCACGCGACAGCUCCAGCUACCGCCUGCAGAGCCCCAUCAUCUCCAUCGACCCGCACAGCAUGGCUGUGGCCCCGGGUGAGGAUGCCACCUUUAAGUGCCGCAUCCAUGAUGGUGCUCGGCCCAUCAACAUCACCUGGCGGAUGGGACCUGGCCAACACCUCCAAGACAAUGUGAAGAUCAGUGCCAAUGGUUCUGUCAUUUCCAUCGCUGGUGCCCAUGUGGGCAACCAGGGUGCGUACCACUGCGUGGCCUCCAACCGCUUUGGCGUUGCCAGCAGCGUUGUCAACCUCCUGGUGCAAGGUGCCCCCACAGUGUCAGUGAUGCCACCAGGCCCUGUGACGGUGAAGGAGGGCAAAUCUCUCAGCCUGGAGUGCCUGGGCCGGGGUGAGCCACGGCCCCUGGUGCGCUGGAGCCGACUGGGCUCACGGCAGAAGGUGGAGCACCAGACACUGCUGCACAUGGACAGCCAGGCCGUGCUGCAGUUCUCACCAGCCAAACCAGAGCAUGCUGGGACCUACAUCUGCACAGCACAGAGUGCUCUGGGUUCGGCACAAGCUCGCGUAGACGUCAGCGUGGAGACGGCACAGAGGCACCCUGGGGCCCCCAGGGUCACCGCACCGCCCACCAUCACAGUGGUGGCUGGGGACACUGCCACGCUGCACUGCUCGGCCACAGGUGAGCCUGAGCCCAGGAUCGAGUGGUCGAAGCUGCGGGCACCGCUGCCCUGGCAGCACCGCGUGGUGAAUGGCACCCUGGUGAUCCCCCGUGUGGCGCAGCAGGACUCGGGCCAGUACAUCUGCAAUGCCAGCAGCCCCGCCGGCUUCACCGAGGUCUUCGUCACCCUGGAUGUGGAGACCCCGCCAUACGCCACAAGCUUACCGGAGGACAGCGCGGUGCGCGCGGGCGACACGGUGCAGCUGCAGUGCCUGGCCCACGGCACCCCGCCACUGGUGUCCAUCGUGAGCGAGGGCGGGCAGGGCACGCUGACCAUCCGGGACGUGAAGGAAGCCGACCAGGGCGCCUACACCUGCGAGGCCAUCAACACCCGUGGCAUGGUCUUUGGCAUCCCAGACAGCGUCCUCACCGUCACCCCGCGCCCCGGUCCCUGCCCUGAAGGCCACUUCCAGGUGACGGGCACGUCCCGCUGCCUGCCCUGCUUCUGCUUCGGCGUCACCUCCUCCUGCCACGCCACCGCCCGCCACCGCCACCGCAUUCAGCUGAGCUUCGAUCGCCCCGAUGACUUCAAGGGUGUCAAUGUGACGGUGCCAUCGGCCCCAUCCGUGCCGGCCCUGUCAGCCACCCAGCUGCACGUGGACGUGGCCACCGAGGAGUUCCAGCUGCUGGACCUGUCCCGACGCUUCCUGGCCCUCGAUGCCUUCUGGGCAUUGCCAGCCCAAUUCCUGGGUGACAAGGUGGAUGCCUAUGGGGGAGCACUGAGCUAUGGCGUGCGCUACCGGCUGGGCCGAGGGCCCCCCGAGCCAGCCCCCCGCCCCGAUGUGCUGCUGCAGGGCCACGGCCGCCAACUCCGGGCCCAUGCCAGGGCCACCCAGCCCGAUGUCCUCAACCGCCGCCGCAUCCCCUUCACUGAGGACAACUGGGAAGAUGAGACAGGUGCGCCAGUGAGCCGGGAGCUGCUGCUGAUGGUGUUGCAGAGUCUGGAAGGCAUCUUGGUGCGGGCGGUGUAUGAUGGGCGCAUGGCCAGCGUGGGGCUCAGCGACGUGGCCAUGGAUGUCACUGGCCCCAGGGACACUGGCUUGGAACCCGCUGGGGAUGUUGAGGAGUGCAGGUGCCCUGUGGGCUACACGGGGCUGUCGUGCCAGCGGUGUGCUGCCAACUUCGAGAGGGUGCCGCAGGGCCCCUACCUGGGGACGUGCUCCGGCUGCAGCUGCCACGGCCACUCCAGCACCUGCGACCAGGUCUACGGGCAUUGCCUGAACUGCCAGCACAACACCGAGGGUCCCCAGUGUGAGAAGUGCAAACCUGGCUUCUUUGGUGAUGCCACACAGGGCACGGCCACUGCCUGCCGCCCCUGCCCCUGCCCCUACACGGAGCCGGCUCGCAGGUUCUCUGAAUCGUGCUUCCUGGACACAGAUGGCCAGGCCACCUGUGACGCCUGUGCCCCUGGCUAUGCUGGUCGCCGCUGUGAGAGGUGUGCCCCGGGCUAUGAGGGAAACCCCAUCCAGCCUGGCGGCAAGUGCACCCGCAUCGGCCAGGAGCUCAUCAAAUGUGACGCACGUGGAGGCAAGGACGCGGUGGGUGGCACGUGCCGCUGCAAGCCCAACGUGACGGGGCGGCAGUGUGAUGAGUGCGCCGUGGGGACCUUCCACCUGAGUGAUGCCAACCCCGAUGGCUGCCUCAAGUGCUUCUGCAUGGGCGUCUCACGGCAGUGCGCUAGCUCCUCCUGGAGCCGCGAUCAGGUCCGUGUCACCUCUGAGGAGGUGGCACCGCUGCACCUGGCCAACCUGGCGGGUACGAGGACAGCAAUCAAGGGCUCGCGCUUUGCUGCCCCGGGGGAACUCAUCUUCUCAGACUUCCACACGCUGCCUCGUGACGUCUACUUCUGGGUGCUGCCCUCAUCCUUCACUGGAGACAAGGUGACGUCGUACGGGGGUGAGCUGAAGUACACGGUGACACACCACGCACCGGCGGGUGCCCAGCCACUGCAGCACCAGCCCGAUGUCCUGCUGCAAGGCAACGGGAUCUCCCUCAAGUACUUCUCCAAUACCAGCCCCACGCUCGGUGUCCCCACCACCAUCACCGUGCCCUUCCGUGAGCACGCCUGGCGCAGAGCAGAUGGGCGCGAUGCCACCCGGGAGCACCUCCUGAUGGCCCUGGCCAACAUCGACGUCCUCAUGAUCCGCGCGUCGUACUCAGAGCAGCCGACAGAGAGCAGGCUGUCCGAUGUCCGUCUGGAUGUGGCUGUGCCCCAUGCCACUGGCCGGCCGCCGGCACUGGAGGUGGAAGACUGCACCUGCCCCCCCGGCUACCGCGGCCCCUCGUGCCAGGACUGCGACGUGGGCUACUCACGCAGCACCAGCGGGCUCUACCUGGGCACCUGUGAGCGCUGUCAGUGCCAUGGGCAUGCCACUGAAUGCCACCCUGAGACCGGCGAGUGCCAGGGUUGCCGGGACCACACGGAGGGUGCUCAGUGUGACAAGUGCCAGCCUGGCUACUACGGCGAUGCCACCCGCGGGACCCCAGGCGACUGCCGCCCCUGCCCGUGCCAUGGUCCCCGUACUGACAGCCAGAGCUGCUUUGAAGACACAGACGGGCAGCCCACAUGCGGCGCCUGUCCUCCAGGACACACCGGGCGGCUCUGUGAGAGGUGCUUGUCUGGCUACGUGGGGGACCCACUGCGGGGAGAGCUGUGCCGUGAGCCAGGAGCUGCUGGUGGCCAGUGCCAGUGUGACAUGCGGGGCAGCACCAGUGAGCGGUGUGAUGCCAGUGGGCUGUGCCAGUGCAAGGCCAAUGUGGAAGGCCCACACUGUGCCACCUGCCGCCCCCACCACUUCCACCUGAGUGCCGAAAACCCAGCAGGCUGCCAGCCCUGCUUCUGCAUGGGCAUCGUGCAGCACUGCACCAGCACCUCCUACACCCGCGACACGGUGCGAACUCCAUUUGCUGCUGGGAGCUGGCAGGGCUUUGCGCUGGUGAACCGGCAGCGCAGCACCCGCGUGGCCACCGGCUUCAGCGUGGAGAUGGGCACCCAGGGGCCUCAGCUCACCUAUGGGCGCUUUGGGGAGUUGUCCCCCGAGUCCUACUACUGGCAGCUGCCCCAGCCCUACCUGGGCGACAAGGUAACGGCUUGCACCCCGUCGCCCUGUGAGCCCAACGAGUUCAAGUGCCGCAAUGGGCACUGCGCCCUGAAGCUGUGGCGCUGCGAUGGGGACAACGACUGCGGGGACGGCUCGGAUGAGACCGGCUGCCGUGAGUGUGGCGCGGGGCGUGGGGACACGCGGCACGGCGCUGCCUGA
Molecule: messenger RNA, 8067 nt
Organism: Meleagris gallopavo (turkey)
Lineage: Eukaryota; Metazoa; Chordata; Aves; Galliformes; Phasianidae
Source: RefSeq, a predicted model, not a curated record